AUGUUAAUUAAAUUUCGGUGCGUGGCUGCGGUGGCGGGGGGGUUUUGUCGAAAUCUGCACCACACGACGAUGCCGUAUUUAUUCCCGCGCCUUGCAGGUGACUGGACGUGCGCCUGCGGGUUUUCAAAUUUUGCGUCCAGGGCGGUGUGCUUUCAGUGUCACAGGUCGAAGUCGGUGCUUCCUCGCGACGUUAAUGAGCCACGGGCGGCGAUGGAAGCGCAACAGAGCAGCUUUAGGAGGGGUGACUGGAUGUGUGCCUGCGGGGCGCACAACUUUGCGUGGAGGGAUCGCUGUUUGUCUUGCGAGGCACCGCGGAAGGCAAGUGAUAAACAGAGACAAGGGAGCGGCCUGCGACUACUUCCCGGCGACUGGAUAUGUGAGAAAUGCAAAACGCAUAACUUUCGCGUGCGCGGUGAAUGCAUGCAGUGCGGCUGGAAGCCUGCCGUUGUGAAUCCCGCCGGCACAACCAGCCUCCGCGCAGACAGUAGCGCCAAGCAGGCACCGUGGACUUGUUUGACGUGUCACACCGUCAACGAGAAAAAGACUACAUCCUGUGAGGUUUGCGGUAGCAUAAACGGAACCUUCGCAGCUCCCUCGAGACCGGCCGCCGUGUCUGCACGGCGUGACGACUGGCACUGUGAUCAGUGUGGAUUUCUUAACUUUUCUUCACGGGCACGCUGCAAGAAUUGCGGAACGUUAUCUGCGAUAGCGAGCGGUGCCACUGACCCCUCACUGUGGAUUUGCGGGUGCGGAUACAAGAAUUUCAGGGACCGUGAGUCAUGUCGCGAUUGCGGAGCUUUGAAGUCGUCACAGCCGUAG
Molecule: messenger RNA, 819 nt
Organism: Trypanosoma cruzi
Lineage: Eukaryota; Euglenozoa; Kinetoplastea; Trypanosomatida; Trypanosomatidae
Exons: 1
Coding region: 1-819 (272 amino acids)
Source: RefSeq, a predicted model, not a curated record